GUAUCCCCUGGAGUAGGCAAGCGGGAACUUAGAAUCUAUGACCUGAAAAUACCUAAUACAGUCUAUAUGCAAUUAAAAACUACUACUGUUUUGUACAUAUAUCGUGCACAGGGAAGGAUUUUUGUAAGAACAGAUCAACAAUAACCAGGAUUUCUUGCAUUUAUUUCCCUCAUUGGACGAGUCCAUUUCUCUUCUGUUACGAAAUGCUUAUAACCAGUCGAAAUACAUUUUGCAGCGUCUGAUUGGCUUAUUAUUUUUCCUGAAAAUGAUCAGGAGAAUUACAAAUUGCUUGGUUUUGAAGACAAAUUUGACAUUGAGUCUUUCCAAAUUCUCCGCUUGUUCCAUUUAUUGAAGAUAAAACAUAGCGUUGAAUUUCUGGGCAAUGACGAGAAUCGAACCAGCGCCUUCGCCCUCUUAAUUCAUCAUUAAAUUUGUUUCUGAGAAUUGAGGCAGCGAAACGAAAACGAAAUGUUAUAAAUUGUUUUUUGGCUAGGAAGGAGAGGAAGACAAUGCUGCUUGGAAGAUUGAAGGAGAAAGCCAUUUAUCAAAGGAGCCCUCUGUUCAGCGGCAUCACUUGUGCAUUCCUCAAUUCAACCGUCCCCUCCCAAGAAAAAUGGUGGAAGAACCAAUGGGGUGCUGAUGUACCUGGGAGUACAGAUGCAUCAAAGAAUUAUGGAAAAUAUGUAAAACGAGCACAGAGAGCUGAAGCAAAGAGAGCCCUGAAACGGCUCCAGGGUAUCAACAAGGCUCCGAAGAAAUUAUUUCAGGGUGGCGUUACAGGCUGGGAGGCAUGGAGAAAGAUAAACCAACAAACAUGGCAAAAUGCCAAUACUUGGAAAAACUUUAAUAAUGAAGCAAAUUCAAAACCAAGGACCAGAGUGAAAUCCAAUGCAAACCAUUCAGCAAGAUCUAGAGAGAGGGCAAAAGAAAAUAAGAGGAAAAGUAAAAAUAAAAACACACAUUUUCCUUGGGAUGAUGAUCCAGAUGAGAAAGUUUUUGAAGUGAAGCUUGGAGGGAGAUGGUUUUAUUGGUCAUUUAGUAAAUUGGAUGAGUUCAAGAACCAAAAAUCGUGGAAUUGGACUAGAAGAAGAACAUAUUUAGAGAAUGAUGAGAGUGAAGAUGAGACUCUCAGUAUAGGAUCAGCCUCUGACAGAGUGACUCUUGGUUUAGCUCCCAAUGGCCCUUUGAAACUAGAUGAUGUUAAGCAAGCGUUUCGUCAAUGUGCUCUCAAAUGGCAUCCUGAUAAGAAUCCAGGUCCUUCAAAGGUAAUAGCCGAGGAGAAUUUCAAACGUUGUGGUGCUGCAUACAAAGCAUUGUGUGAUGCUUUCUCAGUCUUUUAAUAAUUUAAUUUUUACUUUAGGAUGUGCGGUGUUUAGGAAAAGUAUAAGUAGGCAGGAUUAUCAUAAAAUAACAAUAGAAAGCUAUCAAAGAAUUGUUUAUUGUUCUUGCUGGUGGUUGCUCGGUCAUGCCUUGCACUCUCUGGCUUGUGGUUGUUACUAAUUGAAUGUGCAUUUUAGGCUGUUUACUACAGUGGCAUAUCCUAGGGAUUUGUGCCAGGAUGAUGUUCUCCACAGAUAGGUCUAUUGAAAUUGUUAUGGUGGUCUUAAUAAACACUUUGAACACAAUGGUCAUUUUUAGCCCGUGCAACUUAUUAUUAAAAAAUUUAUGUAUGCCUGUUAACUGGUUCUACACU
This is a messenger RNA of Cryptomeria japonica (Japanese cedar), 1693 nucleotides long. RefSeq lists its product as uncharacterized. The transcript has 7 exons. The record is from RefSeq and is a predicted model, not a curated record. NCBI's taxonomy places the organism in Eukaryota, Viridiplantae, Streptophyta, Pinopsida, Cupressales, Cupressaceae. The coding region runs from base 510 to 1340 and encodes 276 amino acids.